AGCGCAGCGCAGCCGGUCGCAGCGAAUAGAUCCGUUAAAGCGCAAGAUUUGAAGAACAUUUGGGGUCAUAAGCAAGUCAACUUCUUUUGGUUUAGAGUCACUGCUACUUGAAUUGAGCAAUGUCUGGAAGUGUCCGCCAAGGAAGUUUGACCACCAGAGGGAGUUUCCGACUGAGCCCAAAUGAAGAAGCAGCGAUAUUGAAAGAGGAGAGAGACAGAAGAAGAAAACUUAGACUGAAGCAGGUACGUGAACAAGACAGGCUGUUUGCCAAGCAACUCCUCGUUAGGACCAAAGCAAAGAAGGAGGCAGAGGUGAAAGCUUUAUCUCUCAAGUUAGAAGCAGAAUGGAAGGCCGUGCAGACAGAGAAACAGGAGGCUUUGAAGGAGAUCUAUCAGCAGUGCCUGUCUAAGGUUGGAGAUGGACAUAGAGAGGCAAAAAAACAGAAACCAAUGGAUGAGGAAAGAGCAGCUGCUGCCCUAAAGAAUGCGAAGGCAGCAAAACAACGACAUCAGGCAGCCAUCUUGAAAGAAAGCGAAGAGAAGAAUGAGAAGUGGCAAAAAGAAAACGCCCAUAUCAUAUCAAGAAAGAAUGCAUUAGAAGUUGAAAAAGUAAGAGCAUCCCACAUUGCCAACCUACCCCCACCUAAGAGAGAUCCACUGGCCGAUCUUGAUCUUCAGAAACCUCCUGUAAUGGUGACACGUGUGGAAGGGUUCUCUACAACUCAUUAUCAUAUCCCAGGAGAAUACGUAGAAAGAGCUGAACCUCAUGAACAGGGCAAUGCAAAAUUAGCAGCUAAGGAAGAAGAUGAGAGAUUGAAAGAAGAGACAGAGAAACUCCAGGCGGAGCUACGAGAGAGGCAGGAGAAAGCUGUCUUGAGACACAAGCAUGCAAAGGAGAAAGAGCUUUUAAAACAAGAUUAUGAGAGACUCCUGCUGGAGCUUAGUGAUCUCCAGAAUGCAGAUAGACGAAGGAGACAAGCUGUGGUUGCUGAUAUUCCUCGCCAGGUAUUUCAACCCCCUCACCGGAGACUAGAAGAUAAGGCUGAGAAACAGCAUCAGUUAGAAGAAGCCUUUGAAGACAUGUACAUGAAACACACAGACUAUGCUGGUGAUAUCACACUAGCCCUGGAACCCAAAGUCCCAGGCCAAGACACGGACUUGGACCUGACAACUGAGACUACAGAGAACGUGGAGGAUCAGGAGUCAGAGAUCACCUUAGAGAGACCAAACCUUCCGCAAGAAGACCAGGUCUUUACACAGUACCCGACUGGAGGGGCCAAGGCCACACUGAGACAGAGGCCAGAUGAUACGUCUUUACGGCAAAAAGCUGUUUCUUCAAGAGCAGAGAUGCUGAAAAAGCUGAUGGGUAGGGUCAGAGGUCAACAGGAUGACUGGAAGAAACAGCAAACUAAACUUCAAACUCCAGUGGCCUCAUGUCAUUCUAGGGUCAUACCAGAAUUACAAGAGGAGGAUGAAGAAAUCACUACCUCUCCGGAGUCUGGAGAAACUGAGAGUCAGAUGACCACUGAGACCACACCCACCCAGGCCUUGACCACACCUACUCAGCCCUUGACCACACCCACUGAGCUAUCUGAACAUCUCAUUGAGAGUGGGGAGACCGGUAGCACUAUCUCUAGCAUUCCUAGAUCCCUUGAGACAGGGACACUGUCUGAAGUAUCCUCUGAAACAGGAUCUACCCUCCUUCAUCCAAUGGAACGUGCCGCUAGGCUUAGGAGUGAACGGAUUGCUCAUCAAGCAAGGACUCAGGAAGAUAUCAGAGCCAUUGGCGAGGAGCAACAGAAGAGACUUGAUGAUCUGAAGCACACUGUACAGAUACCUUGGGACAACUCUGGACCAUUUAACUUUCCUUCGAUGCCACUUGAACAAAAUCAACAACUAGCAGUCCCACAUGAGCAAUGGCACAAUCAGAUGGCGAACACAGAUCAAGGGCCACAGUUAGGAGAGGGUUUCGUCGUUGACAGAAUGCAACAUGUUACGGAGGCAAAUUUUGUUCCUGGUGUACUUGUGCAUCCCACUCCUGACACUAUACCAACCAAACUUGCACAUAGUGGUGCACCUGCAGGUAAUCUGCCACAGACUUCUGCAAGGCACUUGUUGACAGAGAGGAAAAUGGACUCUGUUCAAACUCAUGAAGCAAUAGAGUUACAAUACGAAACACAGGGGGACAAACCUGCAGAACAUCAACUGUUUAGUGAUCAAAUUGGGAGGGGCCAGCUUCCUGUUGAUGAUACUGAUGGCAUGCUUCUCAUGCAACAUAGACCAAAGGUUGCAGAAGAGAGAAUGGCAGUCCAGAAUUCAUCUUCUGAGAGUUAUGUCAGUUCUGAUCAGUCCAUUGAUCGCCAACUACUAGAUGAAGUAGUUCAUGUCUCAGGUACUAUCCCUGAAGAAGAAUCUGCAAUAGACUGGCUCCAGAGAGCAAGAGAAUACCAACAGAGACUACUAGAAAGGCAGAAAGAAAGCCAAGACUCGCUGCUUCAUGCCCAGAUGAAGCUGCAUGAGCGUAGGGAGAGACUAAUACAGAAUUACCCAGAUGUUAAACUUCCAGACUACGUGCCUUACACCUUUCAAAAUGAAAUUAGCGAAACAGACUGGCUACCUACUGGCCAUUUCACAGAAACUUUGACACCUUCAGUUGGAGAACACCAAGACACAAGGACACUUAAUAGAGACGGUGCAGAAAACAGGUAUGAUACAGGAGUCAUUAUUCAACCUAGUAAUAGGAGAGGCCAACAGACACUAUCUGCUCAUGAGUCUCCAUUCAUGAGCUCUGAAGAAGGUGCAAGUCAUAGAGCUAAUGAUCAUCAAGUGGGUUAUGGAAAAACUAUUCAACAUAUGGAAAGCAGAAUGGAGUCUCCUUCAAAAAGGAGAUUAGACUUUAAUCAGGAACCUGACCAAUAUACCGAAGGCUCUCAGUUUGCUCCAAUGACCGGGGAAGCUGUUUCUCAGACUUCUGCUGAAGAAAGUGAGAACCUUGGUAUUGUGAGGAAAAGUGGCUUGGAGGAUAUCAAUAUGUCUUAUGUGCACGAUACCUCUGAACAGAGAAAAGACACCAGAAGAGAGACUGAAGCUGACAGGGCCCUUAGAAUUCGUCAUCAGCAAUUGUUGGAGGAGAAGAGAAUCAUUGAAGAGAGACAGUAUGCUCAGCAAUUGAGGCUACUACAGAAGCAGAAAGAACUUGCAGAUCAGAUUGAACAACAGCAGAGGAGAUACCAGGAAAGAAUGAAAGCAGCCAAGGUUAGUCCUCCUUCAAAAGGACCACCUCUGAAGCAUUCGCCAUCCAUUCCACAGGGUAUUCUUAGAAAGAGUGGUGUUGGAUCUCAUGCUCCUGAGUCCAGCUCAGGACAGUUCCAAUCACCAUCUGGAGUUGAAUUUGAAGGGCCUGGGAGUCAACAGAUUGAUAUGAGAAGAAUGCUACAGGGUCAGGUUUUCAAACCUCAAGAUCUCCUGCAUCACCUUCAAGCAUCACAGAGCUUUGGAGAUUCAGAACCAGAGGACGAGUCUGAUGUUAGCCAUCAAUCUUCUUCAAGAACAUCUGGAGGUACCAUGGAACGUGAUAACAUGAUGAUGGGUGUGCUAAAACCACAUGAAUUGCUCCCCCACCUCCAGACCCACUUCACAGAUUCUGAUGGUUCACUACAAGAUAAUGGCUCAUCAUCCUCUUCCGGUCUUCAAGAACAAUCUUUAAGAGGAACAGAUUCCGUUGGACAAGAUAUUCAAUCAUUCAAUCAAGGCCAUUCGCACGCUGAAUAUAUGCAAUCUUCUGUUUUGAGUGAGGGUACUCUUGAUAAGGACUCAACAGCAUCACCCAGCCUGCAGCAUACUGGGUCUGUGGGUGGUAACCUCUUUGGACAAGUGUUUAGGCCUGCAGAUCUUAUGGCAGAACUAAGUGCCAUAAACCAACAAGUUGGAGGACAGGACUCAUUUGAAGGCUCUACUGACUUCACACAGUCAAAGUCCAGGGAAUGGAGACCAACAAUUCAAAGUGGUACAUUGAGUGCAUCAGAAGAGUUUGAUACAAGGUCUGGACCGUAUCAGCUUUCAGGAUCCUUCCAUGGUCAAACUACUGUAGUUUUGCAAUCUACAGGAGUCUUCGAUGACAGUUCACAAGAAACCAGUGAGUUUAUUGGUGCUAGAAAAGGUCCAAAGGGAGUCUACAGGGAACUUCUGCAAGGUCAUGUAUUUAGACCAGAUGAUCUACUCCCUCAUCUACAGAACCCUUCUUUACAAAGUCUAGAUGGAUCAUCACUGCCAGAACCUCAUUUAUCAUCCACUUUUCAACAUGCUGACACUCAUGAAUAUGUGCAGCGGCCUGAAGGAGAUGGAAGUGGCAGUGAACAACUGCCACAAACCUUUGGACAGUUGAGCCUGACCUAUGAUGAUGACACAAUUCAUGCUGCCUCUCCAGAUCUUGAUGAUAGAGUUCCUAUCCAGUAUGACCAGCCUCCAGUUCCUAUGUUCUUACCUAUGGCUGUGGGAACGCAUCCUGCUCAAGGUUUGCAAGUAACGAGAUCAAGACGCCCUCCUCCUGCCAAUCUUCACCAGGUAGCCAUGCUCCCUGAAAACAUGGGACCUCAUGAACUGAGCACUAUUAUAGAAAUGGAGACAUCCGCAGAUGAGAGAAUGCAUAUGCUUGGAGUAAGUGUAACUCCUCGGAAUGUGGUAUCUAGAUCAGAUGAAAAAGCACCCCAUCCCAAUUAUCUGUCUGGAACGGAAGGUAACCUUGGAGAGAGGUUGCCCACAUUUGGUGGUCCUGCAACAGUUGGAGAAAGCUCGCAGGCAAGUCAGGAGAUUGUCAUGGACAGAAGUGACAUUGAGAGGUCACAAAAUAUACAACCAGUGAUGCAGACUCCAAAUCGAAGCAGGCGUGAUGCUGCUGGCUCUGUCAUUCAGAUUUCACAACCAUUUGUGGCAGGCAUGGAAAAUGAACUUUUUAUUACUCCUGAAACAAGGAUACCUCACUUGACAUCAGAUUUGCAAGCAAUAGAUGUGAGUGUAACUGCUACUACUCUCUCAGAACACACCCUAGAGGAUGAAAGUAUUGCAGAUGCCAGUGCUGUUGAUCAACAUAGUGACAGACAACGAAGAACCUUGACAGGGGAACUGCAUGGAUCAUAUGGUACAGAUUUAAAUGUAAGAUUCCUGGGUGUGCAUAGAGGUGAACCGGCGGGACAAAGCAUGCGAUGGAAGGACUUGUUGAAAUCAUCUGAUGAAUCAGCAGCAUCAAGUAGUAGUGAUGGAUUAGGUAGAGGUGGAAUGGAUACUCUCCAACAGUCAGUUCCUGUAGGUGAAGACACUAAUGAAUUUUUACCCAUGCUGGAAUUAGAGAAUACCACAAUGGCAACUCAAGAUUCCAUUCAUGAUCACUCCAGUGAAGCCAAAGAUGGCAUUGGUUUUCAAUCUCAUGCUGAAAGUGAACUGGGAAACAUUCAGAUGCAGAAGCAUCUAGCUGCUGGCCUGAAUCUAGCUUCCAGUUCCAGUUCCAAUGGUCAGAACAAUGGGUCCACUCCAAGGCUGCCAUCACAGGAGGAGUUCACUCCAUCCAGUAGUUCCAAACUUAGCACCGUCAUAGGCGCAUCAAUGGGAGAGGAUUCAUCCGGUCAACCAAGUGAUGACAAUGACUCACCUUUGUUUAUUCCAAAAUCAUCUCAGCACCUCGAGCAGUUUCAUUUUCAUGGUCUAGGUACCCAAAGGAGUGCUCAUACAGAAAGAAAGGAACAAGUAAUCAUUGAUACCCAUAAUGAUAGAGUUUUACACUCACAGGAAUCAGUGGAAUCUAGUAGAUCAACCUCACCAGGCCAGAUGCAAUCUGAACCCUCCUCUGAACUCCUGAGACCAUAUGAGACCAAAGAUCAUUCAGCUGUAGGCUCGAGACAGGGAUCCCUUAGAGAUCAAGAUGUAAGAACAGCUGCUUCACAGGAAGACUAUAUUAAAGAUUUGCUAGCUUCUUUGCCGCAUGGGAGACAGAGAGGUAUAACAAUGCCCCUUUUCUCUGAUGUCUCACUGAGUGGUUACAGCAUGUCACAAGAUGGCUCAGUCUCAGAGAUGAGGUCACCAAUCAAAGGCAGGGAUAUUACAUCACUUCAGCCAAAUCUGGGGACCAGUGCUCAGGAUCAGGCCUACCGGCAGCUAACCGUAGCUGGAGCAUCUUUCCCUGAAGACCAGACCUUCCCUUCUCUAGAUGACAUUCAGAUGGAGACGGGGAUCCUGGAGGAACCGGAGCUUACCUUUGCUUCAUCCCUGAACACCACUGCUGACUCAAUUCUCCAGGCUUCUAGGACAGCAGCUCCAGCUGGUUUGGAGCCUCAAGAGUGUCAGGAACCUUCGACACUGGACUUAUCACAAUCAUCACAAGCAAGUGUCUCAAGGUCUCUACUGUCCUUCCAGCAGCAUGAACAUGAACUUCUUGAAUCUAGUCCUCUAGCAUCAUCCAGGUUCACCAGGUCAGAAGGUCAUCUCAAGGUCACACAUAGUCUGACCAGCACCACUCAUGUGAGGGUGACCCAUUCUGAAGGUCAAGUGAAGGGCAUCCACCAGUCAACCAGCCAGCAGGCAAGAGUGAAAGAAUCGGCAGGUGAAUUUGCUGUCACUCAGCAGUCGGACAGUGAUGGGUCGAUUUCAUUAGGGGAGCGAUCUGGAAGUCAUGACAGGCACUCUGGUGAAGCAGCCUCUGGGUCUGGGCCAGUCUCACUCCAAGAGGCUUUCCAGCAGCGUAAGAAAGCUUUCAUCCAAUCAUCAGAAUUCCGUAAGAAAGAAAUCAAAGAUCAUGCUCUUAAUAGGAGCCAAGAAUCCACUGCCUUUGCCAAGACGAUACAGGACUGGAAGAGGUCAAAGGUCAAAGAACAGAAGAAGCAUGCUACAGUGAAGAAAGCAAUAAAGAGCAAAACUGACCAGUCAUCCACUGCCAGUAGCUUGAGCUCAACAUUGAAGACAAGAACAGACAGAAAUACAGUACAGAAAGAAAUGAAAGAAAGGAGUCUCAGGCUUUACAACCAACUUGAAGAGGUUAAGAAGCAGAAAGCUGAGAAGGAACGUCAAGAUUCUUAUGCUGCCAAUAGAGAGAAGAAGAAAGAAUAUGAGCAGAAACUGCAAGCCAAACGACUGAAGCGGACUUCUUCUCUUGAGAAAACAAAGAAGGACAAAUGAGAUGCACAGCUAUUUCUUGUCUUGUAAAAGUGUACAAUGUUAAACUGUAGAUGCAUUGUUAUGAUUCAUCAAGGAUUAUAAUUCAGCACCAUCAUCAAUAUCAUCAUCAUCAUCAUCAUCCUUAUCAACAUCAUUAUCAUAAUCAUCUUCAUCCUCCUCCUUAUUACCAGCGUCAUCACUAUCAACAACAUCAUCCUUGUCAUCAUCUUCAUCAUCACAAGCGUCAUCCUCAUCAUUAUCACCGUCAUCAUCACCAGCGUCAUUAUCAUCCUCAUCAUCACCAUCAUCACCAUUAUCAUCAUCACCAUCAUAAUCAUCAUUAUCAAUACUUACACUCCAAUGCUCCAUCAUCAGUGUCACCAACGUUACAAUUUCUACCACCACAAAUCAAAACAGCACAAAUUAUAUGGGCUAUAUUUAGAUUUAUUUUAUUACAAACUUUGCAAUGAGAUAUCAAUAAAUGUAAUAAUGUAGAAAUAUUAAAAAGUCAAGAUCUCAUCAAUGAAGUUUUUUGCUCCCCACCUUGAAAAGUCUAUUGCACUUUGACUUUAUAGGUUUGACAACGAGUAUCUACAGUGCGUAUAAAAAAAACGGGACAGUUUUGAAAAGUCUAUACAAAAUUUGUUUCAAAUUAUAAUAUCUAUAUUUUGAUGUUAAUAGAUGCUCUGAAAUUUUAUCUAUAAUAAUAAAUAAAUAAAUUUUGUUCAAGCUUGAGCGAACACGGGACGUUUUUGUCGGGGGUUCAAAAAGAGGCCUGCGCCAGAAUGGCAGAAUUUGAUGAUCAGACUUCUUGCUAAUCAGCAGACUUCCUCUUAACCUUUUCGUUAUCUGUGCCAUAAUUUUUGAAUUAUGCUGUCAAAUUUUAUUUACAAAUUUAUUUAUUUAUUUACUUGAAUUAUUUUGUGGUUUUUUCAAUUAAAUCUCUUUUACCUUUGAAUUUUCCCUCAUAAGGAAGAAAAGAAGACUUUUUGUCAACCCAAGCGAGAAGAUUUGUAUCAUUAAUUGGGAAAACUUGUAAUUAUUCAAAUCCUUUUAUUAUGUAAAACAAAUAAUGUUAUGGUACCUUUAAAAGACAUGAAUCCAUUUUUCAAGGGGUUAUUGAUUCCUUGACCAAGUUCAAUUAUAUGCUUGACAGGACAAACAAGAAAGGAUUCAUGUCUUUCAAUGGCAAUGGUGUAUUGAGUCAAUUUUGAAGGAGCUAGAUAUGGCAGAUCUGGAAAAAUGUAAUAUAAAGUUGUGAGCGAGCGGGGGGGGGGGGGGGGGGAACAUCCCCAAACCCUGCCCAUCUGUAUGACAAAAGGCACCAUAACCUUUGUAGCGCACAAUGAAAGGAUUUGAAAAAAAAUACAAGCUCUCCCAUACUUCGGUUGAAAAAAAAAUGUUUUUGCUUGAAGAAGGAAUAUUCAAAGCUAAAAGAGAACAUAUUAAAAAGAAACAACAACAGAACAAUUCAAGCAAACAAAUAGAUUUGAAAAUGAAUUUUGACGGCAUAAUUUGAAAAUUAUUGCAAAGAUAAUGAAAAGGUUAAGAGGAAGUCUGCUGAUUAGCAAAAAGUCCGAUCAUCAUAUUUAUCAUUUUAUGACAUUCUGGCGCAAGCCUCCUUUUUAACCCUAUACAAAAACAUUCUGUGUUCGGUCAAGCAUGAACAAAACUAAUUUUUUUUAAAUGACAUUUGAAAGAUAAGACUUCAGAACACCUAUUAACACCAAAAUAUAGACAUAAUUUGAAACAAAAAUUUUAUAGACUUUUCAAAUCUGUCCCGUUUUUUUUUAUACGCACUGUAGAGGCUAUGUUUCAUAAUGGACCAAGGUCCAUGGUUUUAUAGACAACAUUGAAAGAGUUAUUGGCCCGUAUUCUGAAAACUGAUUAAUUUCAACUAUGGUCUACCAUCGUAUUUUAACUAUUAAUAGUCCAUUGUGAUAGAAUGCUCUCACAGUAAUUAAUUCAUUAUUAUCGUGUGAAAAACAUAUAAUAAAUAUGUGACAUGCGAGAGUCAAAAUUUAAAUGAACUCAGAGUUUAAUUAUUCUUCUUCAGUAAUCUUCAAAGGGCUUUGCAGCUUAGUCUCGUAGAUGAGAUAGAUUGUUGAUAAAUAAGAUAAUCACACAUAUCUUGUAAUAUCAGGAUGGACAUUUCAAUUACAUAGUUCCACUGUAAAUAAACCUCCACUGAAAUUUUGAUAUUCCUAAUAUAUGUGGCAAUAUUUUCAAUAAUUGAUCAUAAACUUUCUCUUUUUUUCUUUGUGUAAACAAUAUGUAUAAAAGAAUACUUCUGAUAAGGUAAUUUAACAAUUUUUAAGAGACACAUGUAUAUAUUGAGCUUCCACUGUAUACAUUUCUAUAAGUUUACAGAAAGUAAUUACAAAUCAUCCAUGUGCCUCUCUUCAUAAUAGCUUCCCAUUUCACUGCCAAAUCAGAGAUCUCUCCUAUAAUUUACUUGACAAACCAAUGUCAGCGAUAGUGACAAUUACAUUUGCAGUUGAAUGUUAUCCAGCUUCAUGUUUCUUUAAGUUGCAAAUACAUGUACAUAUCUGAAUAAAUAAUAUCUAUAUGGAUUGUUGAGUUGUUUGUUGUAAUAUACAUGUACAUAUCCUGCUUAUGUACAGUUUAUGUAAAAUUCAACACCUUGAAUUUGAAUGCAAUUGGUCCUAGUUGCACUACUGUUUUGAAAUAAAGAAUACAAACAUUAA
Messenger RNA from Lytechinus pictus (painted urchin), 9850 nucleotides. RefSeq lists its product as uncharacterized. The transcript has 17 exons. The record is from RefSeq and is a predicted model, not a curated record. Gene Ontology annotation, molecular function: microtubule binding. Lineage: Eukaryota; Metazoa; Echinodermata; Echinoidea; Temnopleuroida; Toxopneustidae. Bases 120 to 7163 code for a protein of 2347 amino acids.